Symbiodinium natans is the source of this 1350-nucleotide messenger RNA. NCBI's taxonomy places the organism in Eukaryota, Dinophyceae, Suessiales, Symbiodiniaceae. The record is from the annotation of a GenBank genome assembly.
AUGGAGCCGCUGGCCCCAAGCACUCCUGGCAGAACACGCAGGCAGCCAGUGACGGCGCCGUGUGUUGGCCGCCGUCUUCCAGGCCGGUUGGCCGAGGGAGACGCGGAGUGGACCAGAGCCGGCCUGGUGGGUGUGCUGAGCGUCGCCAUCCUUGCUCGCAAUGCGCCUGUCACCCGGCAUGGGAGGAAGCGUCAACCUCGAUGUUCCCUUCGGUCUCUUGCAGCUCCUCCUUUAGAGGACACGCUGAUCCAGGUCUUCCAGGACGGGGUGCAGGUUCUGGGUGGCGAUACCGGCGAGGAGCUGAGUGGCCCAAGACCCCAGGAGUGGAAGAUCGAAGAGGAAGAAGACACUGGGGCUUUGUAUUACGGCAGGUUCCGCGUGGAUGGCAUUCCACCACGCCAGGGGGCAACAGUGGGCAACACCUUGCGUAGAACGCUGCUGCGGCAGGACUUGUUCAGAACCUACGCCGCAGUGGCCUUCCGCCUCCGCUAUCGCUCCUACAACGUGGAUCAGGGGAAGGUCUACGUUUCCCGAGCGCAGCCAGCCCUCCACGAGUUCGCGUCGGUCCCCGGCGUCCAGGAGUCGAUGAUCGACGUCGUGCGCAGCGUGCAGCAGCUGACGGUGGCCAAAGCACCCUGGGAGGCACCCCCCGACCUUCCGCUGUCUGGCAUGGCAUCGGAGCACCCCAACGAGCCCGAUGUCUGGCGCUGGGCCACGCGGCGAUGUGGCCCUUGCCCUGUCAAGGCGCAAGAUCUGGACAUGGUGGACAGCUCGGCCUUUUACGAAAGCCCCACCCAUUUGCCGCUCGGGGAUCAGCACUUGCUGCAGAUCUCCGCCCCUGCAAUGAUCGAAUUUGAGGUCGAAGCCACACGCGCCUCGCAGUCGGAGUGGGAAAUGGCACCCGCCUUCGAAGAGUACCGAAAGCGCCUGCGAUGUGAUCGCUGGCUGCUUGUCCCUCCUCUCUUCUCACCUGUGAGGAAGGUCAAUUACAUGGUUACCGCCGGCGAAGACUCUGAAACAGAGUCGGUUCAGCUGGAGCUUUGGACAACGAAGGCGGCCAGGCCUUCUUACCUCGUGCGAACCUCGGCGGCCUCGCUUCUGGCGUCGCUGGUCGGCCGACGUGCCGAUGAUGCCGAUGACGCCGUGGAAAUGGCGAAUCUUGCCGAACAGCGGCAGACUGAUGAUCUAGGUGGCGAUGAGCCUUAUAUGGAUGAUGAUCCUUAUAUUGAUGAUGAUCAAGACGCCCUUGACGACCUUCUUAGCAGUGCAAUCCCAACUCAGCUGGGGACGAGCAACGACGGGGACGACGAAGGCAUGCGAGCCCUGACAGAGGGCUUGUUUGAUGUGUGA